Gymnodraco acuticeps is the source of this 3026-nucleotide messenger RNA. It is a transcript of the gene npas4l, whose product is annotated as neuronal PAS domain protein 4 like. The record is from RefSeq and is a predicted model, not a curated record. Gene Ontology annotation, biological process: regulation of transcription by RNA polymerase II. NCBI's taxonomy places the organism in Eukaryota, Metazoa, Chordata, Actinopteri, Perciformes, Bathydraconidae. Gene Ontology annotation, molecular function: RNA polymerase II transcription regulatory region sequence-specific DNA binding; protein dimerization activity; DNA-binding transcription factor activity, RNA polymerase II-specific. The coding region runs from base 26 to 2305 and encodes 759 amino acids. The transcript is spliced from 10 exons.
GACCUGAGCCUGCAGCUUGAAAAAAAUGACUAUUUGGUGCAACACGUGCAGAUGUCAUGUCACUUACCCGUGCACCUCUCAUCCUCAGCACGCGGAUCAGCGCAGCUCCUUCUGCAGGAGGUUCAGAUCCACCAAAGGAGCGUCCAAAGCCCGACGGGACCAAAUCAAUCAUGAGAUCAGGAGCAUGCGCGCUCUGCUGCCCAUCACCCAGGAGGACCAGGAGCGUCUCUCCUACUUACACUCCAUGGCCGCCAUCUGUGCCUACAUCCGGAAGUCUGUUCUCCUCCAGGGACUCCCAGCUGGAGUGAGAUCACACUGCUCGGUGCCACACGAGGCCUUCCUUCCAGCUAUGCACGGCUUCAUCCUGGUCACUACUGCACAGGGGAGUCUGGUCUACGUGUCACAAAAUGCAUCUGAAUAUCUCGGUCUUUCCAUGAUAGAUGUGCUCCAAGGAGACACUUUGUAUGACAUGGUUGAACCCUCUGACAUUCAUGUUGUUAAAUCUAACCUGGACAUUGACAGCAACUCAUCCACAGAGAGGAGCUUUAUAUGUUGUAUGCAAACCUCCAAGGCCUUCAAGCUGCAGCAGGGCAGCUGCUGCUCCAUGCUAGUGAGAGGGAGCUUCCAGUCUGUCCCUCAGCCUUACCCUUCCUCCUCUUCAGCCUGUCCCACCAGCCAGCCUCUGUUUGUGACCCUCUGCACCCCCACAGUCGACCGCCUAAAGAGCUGUGACUCCAGCUUCUGCCAGAGCUUCAACAGUGUGCACAGACUGGAUAUGACUUUCACUCAGCUAUCGGACAGUGUUCUGUAUUUUUUGGGGUAUUCAGCAGAAGAAAUGAUCAGUCGAUCGUGGUACAGCCUCAUCCACCCUGAAGAUGUUUCUUCGAGUGCAGCUUGUCAUAAAAGUUUAAUGCAGGCAGACGAGGGCUUCCAGGUAGAGGUGGUGCUCAGACUUCAGUGCAAGGAUCUGUCCUGGACCUGGAUCUACAUCCGAGCUAACAAGGACUCUGAGAGCCAGACUGUGAGCUGCACAAACUUCAUCAUCAGUGAAACAGAGGCUAGAUUUCUUCAGGAGAAAAUCAGCGGUGAUGCCUUCAGGCCCUCCUCCCAGCAGGCGCCCCACGCUCAGAGCCCCAAUCCAAAGUGCUUUAAAAGGCAGAGGACGUCUAACAGCCAAAGUGAGGAGCCAGGUGCCAAAGUGAGGAGGGAGUCAGAGGAAGACGUUUACUAUGUGGCGUGCGCUUACUCCCAAGGCUCCCCUGUUCCCCUGGGUGACAGUCCUUCUCUCUUCACCCCCCCCUACAGCCCGGCCUCCUCCGGCUCCCCGCUGCAGCAGGAGGAGCUCAGCCGUGACCUCCUGAUGGAUGUGCAUGGAUACUCAGAUCAGCUGCUGUCCUCCCCUGAGUGCUCUCCCUCCUAUUACUCCUACCCAGAGGCACAGCUCACCUGUCACCAAUCCCCCACCGACUCCCUCCCCGCAUCCACUGAACACACCUUCGACCAGGCAGCCUUCGGCGCUCGCUCCCCGCUCCCCUCCUCGUCUCCCACCUAUGAUUACCAAGCGUGUACGGCCGAGGCUCGAUUAGUUCCAGACUGCCUGUCUGUGUCGGACAUGUGUGAAGGCUCAGUGGACUGUGCUCUGCAUCAAGAUGACUUUUGCCUCCUCGAGCAGCCACAGGGGGGCGGCAUGGUCCAGGUGCAUCAUGUCCCUCAACACGUGUUGCCCACACAUUCUGGCCUUCUCACCCCCAACCAGUCUCCCACGUCCACAGAGCCUAACCAUUACAAUGAGAGGGAGCAGGAAGAGAUCAGUAUUCUGGCUCAGCAGAUUUCUUCCUUAGCCAGCAGCUUUUCCAUGUAUCAAAGCCCGAACCCGCUUCAAAUUGUGGCUCAACCUUCAGUUGCUGACACCCUGCCCUCCUCCUGCGACUGGCACUGUACUCUCCCCUCAGACAUUCCUCUGAAGCGCGAGAUGGUCCUGGAUGUCGCUGUGUUUGACAGCAUCUUAAAAGACCUGGACAUGGUCCCAACAAAAAGCACCACGUCUGGCCCUGGGGUUGUCCCGUACAACUACCAGCAGGGCCUGUUGCAUUGCAGGAGUGAGCCCCAUCAGCUGGUGCAGGGGCCCCUCUGUGUCUCCUCAAAUAUCGCAGAGGACCCCCUGCCUGCAGAGCAGUUCGCUGCCAUGGAUCCCUACAGUUUGCAGUUGGGACGCCAUGACCAACACACUGGGUUGCAUCAACUCAAUCACUAUAUGCAGAGUGCACUUCAGCAAGAUGGACUUACUGAGGAAAACCUGUACUGAAAUAAGUCUGUGACUUACUGCACUACCACUUGUAUGACAUAUUGUCAGGGCUGGAUUCGAAGAUGAAUGCGACGGAAGACAUUUAAAGGACAUCUUUGCUGGGACACUGUUUCCUCAAAGGACUACUUUCUGAAUUUAGAAAAGCGUCUGAAGUAGAUCAUGCGCUUUUCAACACUGCAGCUUUGUCUUCAUUUCUCCACACUGCUGUCGACUGUGUUUUAUGUUGUGCUGAUGUCUCACAUUUUAUGAGAAAGGUACUUUUUAAUAAUGUGCCUGACAACGCUUACAUGCUGAAAUGGAGGUAUAUUUUUCUUCUAAUGCUGAGUGACCACAGUUUACUAUCGAGCACUUUAUCAAUGUCAUUGCCAAAUUAAUUUUAUAAAUAUGAAGGUAUGCUGAUUUAAAGGACUAUUAUUGAUUGGAGUUAGGUGCCUUAAAAUAUGUAGCUUGAUGACUAUGACAUUAAUGCUUUUAUGCUGUUAUGAAUACAUAAAAAAAGAUAAUGAUGAUUUUUACACAUUACACCUACCUCAAUGGUACAUCUAAACACAAUCCAAGUGUGAAUUUCAUUAUUAAAUUCUAUUUAUUUUGACAACAUUUUUACUCUCGCUUAAUAGUUUUUUAUUCAUUCCACUGAUGUUUUUUCACGGCACUGGUACACCGUGUUAUUACUGCAAUUUGCUUGAAAUGUGUAAUGUAAAUAAAACAAAUGAAAAAUGAA